UAUUUGCGAAGGAAUAUGGUGCUUUUAAAAAAGAUUAGAAUGGCAGACUACUACAUGUUGCUCGAGGUUCACAAAACGGCACCUGCCAGUGAGAUUAAAAAAGCGUACAGAAAACUAGCUCUCAAAUGGCAUCCAGACAAAAACCCCAACAAUGCCGAGGAAGCUACAAUUAGAUUUAAGGAAAUCUCUGAAGCCUAUGAUGUUUUAUCUGAUGAAAAGAAAAGAAAGAUUUAUGAUAAAUAUGGAAAAGAUGGAUUGACAUCAGGUGCCCGACAACAGAGCCGGGGUCGAAGAUCAAGGACAGAGGAUGGAUUUGAUGAUGAAUUUUCCUACGGGUUUCCGUCAUUUGCGUUCCGAGAUCCAUUUGAUAUAUUCCGCGAAUUUUUUGGAGGAGGAGAUCCAUUCGAGGACAUGAUGGAUCCAUUUGGAGAUCCAUUUGCAGGGUUUGGUAUGAUGGGUGCGAGGAAUCAACGUCACGGAGGAGGUCUAGUGAUGAGACAUCAGCGACGAAAUCAUCCCAUGAACGCCAUGUCCCCGUUUGGAGCUUUCGGAGGUUUUGGAUUUGGUAUGCCUGGAUUUGGAAUGGGAUUCGGUGGUACUCUUCUGGACGAAUUAGAUUCAGGGUUUGGUGCAAAUAGUUCAAUUCAAUCGUUCAGUAGUUCCUCGUUCGGUGGAGGAUCUGGAAUGUCCAUGAGAAGUUCGUCCAGCUCCACAAGGUUCCUCAAUGGCAAAAAGAUCAUGACAAAGAAGGUUGUAGACAAUGGAGUUGAAACCGUUACAACAUAUGAAAAUGAUGUUCUCAAAUCUCAGACGGUCAACGGUGUUCCUCAAGCAAUCCAGGGAGCGGUUCCAACGCAACGAAUUUCAUCAGGAUCCAGAAUUCAUGCUCACAGUGCUCAGCACGCGCAUAAUCCGAACACAGUUGAUGCAAGGUUGCAUGCACUGGGUGCGCGAAGUCAUGGUGCCCAUGUCGGAGACCCUCGCCUUGCUCACGGUACACAUGAUCGACAUCGAGCACGUCGACAUCAAUGAAUUUUUAGAGAUAACAUCUAAUCAAGUACCAAGUUUUUUCUUAAAGCUUUAAAUUUGUAUGAAGUUCUCAUUCAUUGAUUUAAAAUUUUUUGUUUUAAUGUCUGUGCUGGGAUGAUGCGUUGUUUAAAUAGGAAAAUAGUUAAUUCAUAAUAAAGACUGAGUUAGAAUAUGGGGUUUAGUUAGUUUGAUUUGGUUUUAAAAAUCAUUUUCUGUGUUGUAAUUCAUGAAUCCUGUUCUACAACUCAGGGAAAAGCAAAUUUAAGGAUUUAGUUUUGAUCCUUGCAUAGAAUUUAUUUUUGUAGAGGUGAAGUGAAUUUUCUGAAAAAAAAUCGCCGACAUAAUCAAACAAUUACUCGUGAACUAAGGUUAAAACUUGCAUUUUUCUUUAAAAAAAUAAACGUCGACUGUAGAUAAACAGUGGAUUUUAAGUAAUAUUUACCUUCGCUGGAAUUUUGUAAUGAACAUUCGACACUUUUUUCUGUCAAGAAAAUUUAAUUAAGACUACUGCUGACAAAAACUUUUGUAAAUUCGAUUGUUUAUAGCGCAACUUCCCUCUAUUGUUUAAUUACUUUUCGCUAUUCAUUUAAUUUGGUCCCAGUUUAAGCCUGUAAAAAUACAGUUUAAACAAUGUUAAAUCAUUCUCUGUAAGAUCAAGUAGACUUUUCCGCCCAUUUCUAAAAUCCUUUUCUGUAAGAUCAAGUAAUCAAAUAAUUUGAAUAACCCUUUAUACAUACACUUGGGAAAAGUCAGGGCUGAUAAUACUUUAAAUCUCCUUUAAGUUCGGCUUAACCUUUGAUAUCUAGAGUUGUCUAGAGAUAAAAAUAGACUGAAGGGUUCCCUGCCCCUUUUGUGUUAAGGAUACUAAGAAAAAUGAGUUUAAAACAGUCAGACGUCAGGAAAGGCUAAGGAUUCGGUCUGUCCUAAGUAGAGUUUAAAAAAAACCAUAAAUAUAAUUUUUAAUUUAAAUUGAUUUUUCACAUAUAAAUUUUAUAAUAGGGGUGUAUAUUUUUUACAAAAAUCUUAUUUUUUUCAUCUCUUUGAUAAUAAUUCUUUUACCCAUGAUGAGUUAGGUAUGUUUGAGCUGAGCACCAACAAUUUUGAAUAUGUUUUUUUCCCGCUCAAAUAAAUGAUUUUUAGGGGGAAUUAAGCGCAUUUUUGUUGGAAAAAGUAGCUAAAAGGAUGUAAAAACAUGUCCAUUAAUGUCCACUUUUUCAUCCCCCCCCCAUUAAAAAAUCAUUGUCUAAUCAUUGCAAUCUUUAAAAUUAUACACCCCUGUUGUACAUAAUCUGUAAAAAUUACAAGGGUAAAAGUAUUGUUGUAAAAGCAUUCCUCAUUUUUCAAAAAGUUAAAAAAAAAAA
Messenger RNA from Eurytemora carolleeae, 2390 nucleotides. Its product is annotated as dnaJ homolog subfamily B member 6. Gene Ontology annotation, molecular function: Hsp70 protein binding. The record is from RefSeq and is a predicted model, not a curated record. The transcript is spliced from 3 exons. Lineage: Eukaryota; Metazoa; Arthropoda; Copepoda; Calanoida; Temoridae. The coding region runs from base 16 to 1032 and encodes 338 amino acids.